Cuculus canorus (common cuckoo) is the source of this 6520-nucleotide messenger RNA. It is a transcript of the gene GRIN3A, whose product is annotated as glutamate ionotropic receptor NMDA type subunit 3A. The coding region runs from base 1 to 3957 and encodes 1318 amino acids. Gene Ontology annotation, biological process: modulation of chemical synaptic transmission; synaptic transmission, glutamatergic; monoatomic ion transport. Lineage: Eukaryota; Metazoa; Chordata; Aves; Cuculiformes; Cuculidae. The record is from RefSeq and is a predicted model, not a curated record. Gene Ontology annotation, molecular function: NMDA glutamate receptor activity; transmitter-gated monoatomic ion channel activity involved in regulation of postsynaptic membrane potential. Gene Ontology annotation, cellular component: postsynaptic membrane; plasma membrane. The transcript has 10 exons.
AUGGGUCUUCGCUGCCCAGGACUAAACCCAACUACCAGAACUGAGACAGGGCACCGAGCGCAAUCAGCGCUGCCUUUUCCCCGGGAGCACGGGGGCGACUACACAGUUCCCUCCCGGCCAAGAGGAGAGGGGACCCCCGAAGCACCCGGGGACUCUUCUCGGUGCCCCAAAACUGUUCCCGCACCCGGUCAGCGGCUGCCGUCGGGGCCGUCCCGGGAGGCGGCGGCUGCACGGAGGGAGCAGUGUGUCGCCCCCAAACCCUCCUUCCUCCCCGGGGCGGCCCGCGGGGGCGGCGGCGACUACAAGUCCCGUCUGCCCGGGGAGGAGCCGGCGCGGGGCUGCCGUCCCUCCCGGUGGGAGAGCAGCGCAGCCCAGCGACCGCACGCAGCCCCGCGGCAACUUUUCUCUCCUCCGGAGCCGGGCACGGGGUGGGAGGGGGGGGGGGGGGAAGCGCUCGAGAGGAGCCGGACAAGGGGGCGGGGGGCGCUGGAAAAGCCGGGCAGGGGGCUGCGGAGGAGCCCCGGGACGGCUCUGAGGGGCUGCUGCGCUGCGGGGCUGCCCCGCCGAGGAGCCCCCGCGGGGGAGCGGCGCGGUGGGUGCGGGAAGGGGCGCGGGGCAGGGCUGCGGGGGGCGGCGCGGGGGCCUCGCCCCGGGGCGUGGGCGCGGCGUCCCCAUGGGCGGGGGCGGCUGAUGCCGCUGCCGGGCGGGCGCGGGGCGGCGGCGGCGGCGGGCGGCGGGCGGGUCCCGGCCAUGCGGCGGCCGGGGGUGCGCGGGGCGCUGGCCCGGGCGUGCCUGCUGCUGCUGCCGCCCUGCGCCCUGCUGCUGGCGGCGCUGCCCCCCGCCGCGUCCCACCCGCAGCCCUGCCGGAUCCUGCGGCGCAUCGGGCACACCGUCAGGGUCGGGGCCACCCACCUGCAGCCCCGCGCCCGGCCGGGGGAGGCGGCGGGCGGCGGCCCCGAGGGGGAGCGGAGCGCCGCGCCUUCGCCGCGGGACGCGCUGCUGCUGGCCGUGGCGAACCUCAACGGCGUGCCCGGGCUGCUGCCCUACAACCUGUCCCUGGAGGUGGUGAUGGCGAUCGAAGCGGGGCUGGGCGACCUGCCCCUCUUCCCCUUCUCUUCCCCGAGCGCCUCCUGGAGCAACGACCCCGUCUCCUUCCUGCAGAGCCUCUGCCACACCGUGGUGGUGCAGGGGGUCUCCGCCAUCCUCGCCUUCCCGCAGAGCCGCGGGGAGAUGCUGGAGCUGGACUUGGUCUCGGCGGCGCUGCGGAUCCCCGUGGUCAGCAUCGUGCUGGGCGAGUUCCCUCGGCGGAGCCCGAAUCCUCUUCACCUGCAGAUGAGUUUAGAAAACUCACUGAGUUCUGAUGCUGAUGUCACUUUCUCAAUACUUGCAAUGAACAACUGGUAUAAUUUCAGCCUGAUGCUAUGCCAGGAGGAAUGGAAUAUCACAGAUUUUCUCUUCCUCACACAACAGAGCUCCAAAUUCCACCUAGGAUCCAUUAUAAAUAUAACAGCAAACCUCACUUCAGCCAGUGACCUUAAGAACUACUUACAGUUUUACCUGGAGGGUAUCAAAGAUACUACUUCUACCAUGGUGAUGUUUGGAUGUGACAUGGAAAAAACACAAACGAUUUUUGAAAUAACCACCCAGUUUGGUAUGAUGCCUCCAGAACUUCAUUGGAUUAUUGGGGAUUCACAGAACGUGGAAGAACUGAGGACAGAAGGUUUGCCGCUUGGUCUUAUCGCUCAUGGCAAGACAACACAGUCAGUCUUUGAGCAUUACGUACAGGAUGCAAUGGAGCUGGUAGCAAGAGCUGUAGCAGCAGCCACUAUGAUUCAACCUGAACUCGCUCUUAUUCCAAGUACGAUGAAUUGCAUGGACACAGAUGAAAGGAAUAUCACUUCAGGGCAGUAUUUGUCAAAGUUUCUAGCAAAUACAACUUUUGAUGGUCUCAGCGGCCACAUUAAGGUGAAAGGCUCUUCCAUUGUCAGCUCAGAAAACAACUUCUUCAUCUGGAAUCUGCAGCAUGACCCUGUUGGAAACCCAAUGUGGACUCGUCUUGGGAGCUGGCAGGAAGGAAAGAUAGUCAUGGACUAUGGGAUAUGGCCUGAGCAGGCCCAGAGACAUAAAAAUCACAUGCAACACCCCACCCGGCUACACCUCAGAGUGGUAACUCUCAUUGAACAUCCAUUUGUCUUUACCAGAGAUGUUGAUGAUGAAGGUCUUUGCCCAGCAGGACAGCUGUGCCUGGAUCCUUUGACCAAUGACUCGGCUGUCCUGGACAACCUGUUUGAAACCCUUCAAGGAGGAAAUGACACUGUUCCCAUUGAGCUAAAGAAGUGCUGCUAUGGCUACUGCAUUGACCUACUGGAGAAGCUAGCUGAAGAUAUGAAUUUUGAUUUUGAUUUGUACAUUGUUGGUGAUGGAAAAUAUGGAGCCUGGAAGAACGGCCACUGGACAGGGCUGGUGGGAGACCUUCUUGCUGGCACAGCUCACAUGGCAGUGACAUCAUUUAGUAUUAACACUGCCCGCAGCCAAGUGAUUGAUUUCACUAGUCCUUUCUUUUCAACCAGCUUGGGCAUCUUGGUGAGGACCAAAGAUACAGCAGCUCCUAUUGGAGCCUUUAUGUGGCCACUUCACUGGACUAUGUGGCUGGGGAUAUUUGUUGCUCUCCACAUCACAGCUAUAUUCCUCACCUUAUAUGAGUGGAAAAGUCCUUUUGGUAUGACCCCCAAGGGAAGGAAUAGGAACAAAGUCUUCUCUUUCUCCUCUGCUCUGAAUGUCUGCUACGCAAUCUUGUUUGGAAGAACAGCUGCCAUCAAACCCCCAAAGUGCUGGACCGGAAGGUUUUUAAUGAAUCUCUGGGCUAUAUUCUGUCUGUUUUGUUUGUCCACGUACACAGCCAACCUAGCCGCUGUCAUGGUAGGAGAGAAGAUCUAUGAAGAGCUUUCUGGAAUACACGACCCAAAGCUCCACCACCCAUCCCAAGGGUUUCGGUUUGGAACUGUGCGAGAAAGCAGUGCAGAAGACUAUGUGAGGCAAAGCUUCCCAGAGAUGCAUGAGUAUAUGCGACGGUACAACGUCCCUGCAACCCCAGAUGGAGUAGCGUAUCUAAAGCAUGAUCCAGAGAAACUCGAUGCUUUCAUCAUGGAUAAAGCGCUCUUAGAUUAUGAAGUAUCAAUAGAUGCUGACUGCAAGCUUUUAACUGUGGGGAAACCCUUUGCCAUUGAAGGAUACGGUAUUGGUCUUCCCCCCAACUCUCCACUCACCUCGAACAUCUCUGAACUCAUAAGUGAGUACAAGUCUCAUGGUUUCAUGGAUGUUCUGCACGACAAAUGGUACAAGGUUGUUCCAUGUGGGAAAAGAAGCUUUGCUGUCACAGAGACACUGCAAAUGGGCAUCAAGCAUUUUUCUGGGCUCUUUGUGAUGUUAUGCAUUGGAUUUGGCUUGUCCAUUCUUACUACCAUUGGGGAACACAUUGUGUAUAGACUCGUUCUACCACGAAUCAAGAAGAAAUCCAAGAUGAAGUAUUGGCUUCAUACAAGCCAGAGAUUACAUCGUGCUCUGAACAGUUCAUUUACUGAGGACAAACACCAGCCUAAGAAAAAACGAGUAGAAAGGAGAUCCCAUGUAGGGAACAGCCAGCAUGCUGUGUGGAAUACAGCCAGUCUGGGCAAUUGUCACCGGAAAAAAUAUGUCUGCACCGAUAAAGAACAAAAUGAGGUAUCAAUCCGACAGCACCAAGACAUCCCCCUGCCCCAGGUGAGGAGAGAGACUCCAGCUUCUUUAACAACCAACGGGAAAGCAGAGUCCCUCAAUAUUACUAGGACCUCAGUAAUGCAAGAGCUUGCGGAACUAGAGAAGCAGAUUGAAAUCAUCAAACAGGAGCUGCAACUCGCCAUGGACAGGAAAUCGGAGCUAGAAGAGUAUCAGAGGACAAACAGGACUGCAGAGCCCUAGGACAGCAUACCUAGGCCCUUUCCCCUUUUCUUCCUUUCUCCUCUUCCUCCGUAAGAUUUGUAACACGCUUUUGUAUUGCCAGAAAGAGGUGUGAAAAUAAAACAGGCAAUAUGCUCUUCAUGAGAGCAGAAUUGCAGCAGCCCACAGCCACUGCCACCCCUCUGAGUUCUCCUCCUUUCAUAACAAGUUUCUCAUUCUCCUGGCAAAUGUCAGCCACUCUCAAGGAACGGGAGAAACGGGAGCAUCUGAACAGUGAGAGUUCCUGCACUUGACAGUACAGUGAGGUUCCCGCUUUUAUAGCCCUUUCUGUGCAUUAAGUUAAAAAAAAAAAAAAAAAAAAAGAAAGAAAAAAAGGGGGAAAAAAACAGAAGAAAAUUUAAACUGUUCAUUGGAAGCAUGUCCCUUGUUGGUAUGUUUUUGUUGUGACUAAUUCUAUGAGUGUAGUCUCCAUUCAUGCUAAGUCUCAUUAGGAUUGCCUCAUUAUGCCAGGUGCUAGUUCUGUGUUGGCAAUCCCUUCCCUCCUGGCACAGGCUGUGGUUUCAUAAGACAAGUUCUUGGUGGUAAUUCCAGUACACACCAUUUCCUCAGUUCUGUCAGCACAAAUGCAGAUGUGGCUGAUCUGUGACUGUGAUAAAGGAACUCACCAAGCUUAAAAAUAACUUGGCAAAAACCAAACCACCUCCUCUGUCUGCUUCUGAGCCCAGGUUCAGCUUCCACUCCCACCCAGAGAGAAGCUAUGCAAACAGCUGCACCAACAGAUGUGAGGGGAUGGGUUCAUGGUGACACAAAGCAAGUAUAAGGGGAAAGGAGAGGUAGCAGAACUGUAAAUGAGAAUUUACUGCCAAAGGUAUUUACCCAUGUGAAACUACUCCUUUAAUAUUCUCUGUCUUCAGUUGACAAUAAGGUUCUAUCUCACAGCCAAAGUGGCAUAAAAAGGCUCUGGUCCAAGAUUCAUUUGGACACCAAACUCCCCUCAAAGUCAAAGGGAGUCACCAAAGCCUCCCUGUGGACCAGGUCUUACUGUGAAGGAGGAGAGUUAUGGUUUCAAAGGCAAUGUACUGAGUGGAGCUCCCUCCCACCUGGAUGAUGAGGGGGGAAGGAAGGGUAAGCUGUUCAGCAUCUGAAUAAAUACUGCAUCAACCCAACUGGCUGUGUUAUUUCAACAGGACUUCUGUGAAUUUUUAAAGACUUAACGAACACAUACCAUAUUACACAGAAAAAGAAGGUAACAUUAUCAGCAUUAACUCUGGUCUCCAGAUAUAUCAAAAGUCCUUUUUACCCUCCUUGUCUCUCCAGCCAUCUGUGUGAGUGUUGCCAGGGUCACAUUCUCACUAGAUAUGCUUUAAACGCUACAGGCAGAUCUUAAAUUUUAUUGUGUAGUUUGAAAAAAAGGCAUUCUACCUUUUUGUACCUUUAGCCCUUGAAAAAACACUUGCAAAUGAAAAGCUGUGCAUGGACUACUAAAAGCUGAUAUCAGUAAUGCAGCAAUACUCAGCCUAAUUAGCCCCGUCCAGAGUUCAUAUUCUAUUCCCUGCUCAGUCCUUGGCCUCUGCUUUUGGGCAGCGUGUCUGUUUCUUUCAAUACAGUCAGUAAAUGGGUAAUAGUAAUUAGGGUAUAAAACAGGAAAGUGGGAUCCAGAGCCCUGCACAUCAGGUACAUCUAAAAACCUAGGAUGUCCCUUCUUUCCUUGCUCCUAACAAGCUAGAUGACACGGGGCAAGUGAUUUAGGUUGCUUCUGUUGCCUUCCCUUAAUUUACCUCCCUCAUUUAGAUAGUUGGCAUUUUAGGAAGAGAUCUUUAUUUGUGUAGUAUCCAGAAAGUUACAACCUCAAACAUAAUUUGGUUAGAACAGAUGAACACUGCUCUUCUCGCCAUUAUAAGAAAAACACAAGGAAAAAAAUAUUCCAGCCAAAUUUCAUCAGUAUGUCUAUUGUUGAUUACAUCCUUGUCUCUGCAUGCAUCAGCCCAGAAAAAGACUAUUUUUUUAAAGUAAUUGAAAAUGCUAUAUCUUAUACAAAAAUGUAUGUUUUAGUUCAAAGUCCCAAUCAAAACACCCAAACUUAUAACAAAUCACUCCUCAUUUAAAAACAAAAAUUUAAGUGAAAAAACAUCAACCACUUAAUGUUAAGCAAAAUAUUGUUUCUGAUGCGUGCCUUCGGGGCCACUACCAUAGCAAAUGCAGAAUAUGGAUUGAUCCAUAUUACUGCAGUACCAACUAGAAGCCUUUAGGGAGUUGAUCCAAGUUAUUGUUGCCUAACAGAGACACAUUUUGGCAUGUUAUUUUCUUAUUCAACUAUUGUCCCAUCAUGAUGCCAUAGGAGACAGAAAAAAAAAUACAUUUCCGUGGCUUUCUUUGGGAUGACCAAGUAUCACACACAUAUCACUGCCUGCACAGGCGGAGGAAGAUGCACUGGAGACUAGAUGGUUCUGGCCUGCCCGCAUUUGUCAGGCCUUACAUUUAAUUCCUCCGUCCUUAGACCAAUGGAGGAACUUAAAUUCCUCAAAAAUUUCAUCCUGUCACAGAGCCCGUGGACACGUCUGCUAUCGCGUAAGGAGCAAAGCCC